Paramecium sonneborni is the source of this 1496-nucleotide messenger RNA. The record is from the annotation of a GenBank genome assembly. Lineage: Eukaryota; Ciliophora; Oligohymenophorea; Peniculida; Parameciidae.
AAAAGGAUAAGUUGUAUAAUUAUAAUAAUGUAAAUAGAAAGAAAAGAUCAUAGUAAAUUAGCAAUAAUAGGGAAUGUAGAUUCUGGUAAAUCAACAUUAGUAGGUGUUUUGACAAAAGGACUUUUAGAUGAUGGAAGAGGUGGAGCAAGAGAAGUAUAAGUAUAAAUUAAUUGUAGCGUGUCUUUAAUUAUAAGCAUGAGAAAGAGAAUGGUAGAACCUCAUCUAUUGCAUAAGAAAUUAUGGGGUUUGAUGAAAAUUAGAAAUAAGUAUUACCUGAGAGAUUCAAUCAAAAUAAAAAUAAAUAUUGGAGUUAAAUUGUUGAGAAGAGUCAGAAGAUAGUUACAUUCUUAGAUUUAUGUGGUCAUGAGAAAUAUUUAAAAACAACAAUAUUUGGUUUAGUAGCAAUGGUUCCUGAUUAUUCAUUAAUAAUAGUAGGAGCAAAUAUGGGUGUUUCAAAAAUGACCAAAGAACAUCUAGGAGUAAGUAUGUUCUUGGGAAUACCAUUUGCUAUUGUGUUAACUAAAAUUGAUAUAGCCCCUGAAAAUGUUUACAAUGACACUCUUGAACAUGUAAAAUAAUUGAUAAAGAGUCCUGCCAUUAAAAGAACUGCUGUUUUAUUUGAUGAAAAUUCUGAAAUGAAGGAAAUAGAUAAAUGGGCAGAAUUAAUGCAUGGAAAUAAUGUUGUACCCAUAUUUCAAGUUUCAAGUGUUACAGGAAUUGGAUUAUAAUAAUUGAAUAGAUUUAUAAGCAGAGUUCCAAAUAGAGUUAAAUUAAAUAAAGCUUAUUAAACUAUCAAUGAUCCAAUGCAAUUUGACAUUUAAGAAAAUUUCAAUGUACCAGGAGUUGGAAAUGUAGUAAGUGGUAUAAUUAGAAGUGGAAAAGCAGUUGUAAACUAGCAUGUACUUUUAGGUCCAGAUAAAAAUAAAUGUAUUUAAAUAAAUCAUUAAUAUAGAAUUCAAACCUGUGACAAUUAAAUCAAUUCACAUCAAUAGAAUGUUAGUUGAUUCUGCUUAAGUUGGAGAAUUUGCUUGUUUCUCUCUUAAACCAUCUAAGGCUGGUGAUAAAUUAGAAAGGGCUGACUUCAGAAAGGGAAUGAUUCUUAUUGAUCCUGCUCUUAAACCAGAACCUGUAGUUGAAUUUGAAGUAUUUCAUUUAAAUCUAAAUUAGGCAAACAUCCAUAUACUUCAUCAUCCAACUACGAUGAGUAAAGGAUAUCAAGCAGUCAUGCAUUGUGGUGUUGUUAGAUAGGCAGUUGAAAUCAAAAGCAUAUUUGGACAUGAAAUCUUAAGAACUGGAGAUAUUGAUACUGUUAGGUAUAUUUAAUUUUAAUCUUUAGACUCAAAUUCUUAUAUGCAGCUGAAUAUUUAAAAACAGACCAAAUCCUAGUAAUAAGGGAAGGAAGAACUAAAAUAUUUGGAUUCAUUUCAAAAUUAAUUACAGAAAAAUAAUUAGACGAUGAGAAAAGGGUCAUUAUACAAUAAUAAAUUUGAUUGCAU